AUGAUGAGUGAUUCUGAUGAUACGGACGUCUUGCUUUUGAUUCCGCCUGAUCUGUUCCUCGUCUCGUCGUCCUCAGAGUCCGAUGUUAGUUGCGAUCAGGCGAGACCAGGCUGCGAUAGUAAAAAGGCUGGAGUGAUAUCGGAACUGGUGGGACAUAUGCAAACGUUAGAGAGCAGAAUCUCUGCUAUUGAGUCUAAAGAUAACAGCUUAGACGCCACUUUCUUAAAUCACUCGUUGGAAUCACAGAUCCAAAUUAGUUCGACUGCGAGGCAGACGUUACCUAGAACUAGAUUCUGUGUAAGCGAGAACUGUAGCUUACAAAGUACACCUGUGAAACCUUGUCAAUCCUUGUCCGUUCCGUCGACCCCAAAUGGUCAUACAUUGCCAAAACGUAUUAAUUGUCGACAGAGCGACAUGAAAUUGGGUGGUAAUUUUCCUAUGUCUAUGGGUACUAAUGCGACUAACGAACGUGACAGGAACAAGCAUGAUUUUCUAACAUCUAAAUCCUCUGUGGUGGUACCUAUCGCUUGCAAUGUGGGUUUCCCGCAUGUUAGCUCCUCUGGAAGGGAACUUCAUUCUUGUCCAGUUAAUUAUAAUCAAAACGCAAAUGAUAUGUACAUUAAGCAUCCUUUCAAUCAAUUGCGUUCAAUGCCGUCUACCUCGACUUUACUUAGCGUGACGGAGCAACCACAAUCCAUCUCGAAAACUAGUAUGCAAGAAAUGGAGCUAUCCGAGGUUGACGAGCUGCUUCAGGAGAUGGAAGUUACCGAGUUGGAAUUAUCAAAGAGAAUAAACAGAAUCUCCACGCACAAUUGUUUGAAGGAACAGACCGCAGUAUUAUCUAAUGAUAUGGGUGAUGGUCUUAGGAACAAGGACUACAUGUAUAAGCAUUCUAUUAAUCGAAGGCUAGAAUUUGAACCGCAGAAAUCGAACCAUGAUAUUUCAUUAGUUGCAUCGAAAAAGAAGUCCGAUGCUUUUGCCGACAUAUCUUUACCAUAUAAUGAUUCAUUCCAUAUGAACGAGACUGAUAAAAUGAUCUCAGAAUUCAAAACGUGGCAGAGGAGUAUGGAAAGCCAAGCUUCGAAGACUGGAGAAGCUGAUAGUCCAAGGAAUUUAGACAGUACUGACAAAUCAAGUGUAAAAACAAGUGAACAGAAGGAGUCUGGUACUCAGCAAACUACGAGUGCAGACGAUGUAAAUAAUAUACAUUCAGUAAAUACACACAAUACUCAAACAGAUCCUCUACAAAAAAAGUUGAACGCUCCCUCACAUAGCGAAUCGACACAGUACAAUACUACGUCAUCAACAAAUAGCGUAGAAUGUAAUACUUAUUUACUAGAUCCCUACAGAAUUUUGCAACAGAACGGGAAUAUGCAAUAUGUAAAUCAAGCACAUGACUCGCCGUUUACCAAAAGAAUGGCUCAUGCUUCGACAAAUACAGAAUUUUUACCGAGGAAAUCGCGAAUUUUAUCGUUAUCAGAUUUUUGGGAAAAUAAUGGGAACAAAACGCAAGAAGAAAUACAUAGGAUCAAAUUAGAAGAAGAGAAGUUCCGACGAGAGCAUUGCGAGCAUUUAAUUCAAGAGCUACAGAAGCGAUUGUUAGAGCAGCAGGAAAAAGUUGCAGUGGCGCUCAGGGUGGAUAAUGAAAAAAAUGAAUUAAUAGCACAGUUUCACAAUGGGUGGUUGAAAUUGAAGCAACGGGUUUAUAUAUUAGAAAACGAAUGUAGCAGUUUACAGACAAAUCUUAAAAACGUAACGGAGAAGCAUCAGUCGGAGAUUUCGGAGUUUCAGUCACAGAUCAAACGAUCCGAAGGUGAAUUGUCGAAGGCUUUGGAUCUCGCUGCAGGAUACAAAGAGAAAAAUGACACUGCGAUGAAAGAGAAGGUAGAAUUGUUAAAAAUUCACGCUGAUGAAUUGGAGAAUUACAAAUCGUUUGUCCAAGAAGCAGAAAGCCGAUGCGAAAAGUUGAAGGCAGAGCGCAAUAAAUUAUUGGAAAAAAAUAAACAAACUGAGGAGACGUUGAAGUCUCUUCAGCAAGAGUUAGGUAAAGAACGAUUAAAAGGCGGAGAAGUCCGGAAUGAGAUGGAUGUUAUACAUAAAGCGUUAGAUACUUGUGAAGCGGAAUUAAUAGUACUUAGACAGGAGAAGGAAAACUUACAAUUGAAAUUGAAGGAAGAGAACAACAGGAAUGCGAUCUUGGAGCAGAAAAACAUCUCGCUGCUUUCAGCUCUCGACGAUGCCAAGAAGGCAGAGAAAGUAGCUAGGGAUGAAACGAAAUUUCUUGCUGAACAAAAAGAAAAAAUCAGGGCCGAAUUGCAAGAUAUCUACCAAAAACAAGUCGACGAAGUAGUGAAAGUGAAGUUACAAGAAUUUCAAACACAGCUCGAUGCCGCUGAGUCCGAAUUCGUCGAGGAAUUAAAAAAUAGGCAACAAGUUAUCGCUGAAUGCGCAGCUAGGAAAAUUAAGGAUAUUAUAGAUAAACAUCGAUUAGAAAUAAAUUUACUAGAAGAAAAACAUAAGGAGGAAAAGCGAUUAUGCGAACUGCAGCUAGCCGAAACUCUACAGAAGGCGUCCUUUUUGGAAUCGCAACUUAAUACUCAACGUGUUACCAAAUCUCAGCUUGCGGAACAACUUCAUUCAGUGAUGCAGAAGCAAUGGCAACAAGCUUUACACAUCAUAUCAGAUGGAAACAUGGAAAAUUUGACACCUCUUCAAAAAAUACAUGCCGAGAAGUUGUUCGAAUCAAGGUGUCCAAGGAAGUCUGAAUCGAUGCCAAACUGUUCAAGGGCGUUUCAGGAACCAAUCAAAUUAUCUUCGCAUACGUCAGAUAUAAAACAUUUUCGUGAUGAGAACGAUCGCUUUGCAAGUGCUAUGAUGUCGAUGGAUGAUACUCCUUUAACUAGUAGGAAAGAGUCAAGAGACGACCUUCGAAAAUAUGUGAGAAUGAUUGCCGAGAUGCAGCAAGUGAAAGAGUUGACCAGAUUUCGGGAAAGUAUUUCGAGUCCGCCUUUAGUGUGCAGAGAAAUACCAAGAAAGCAUUAUUUGAAGAAGGAGCCGAGUGUUAAAGACGAAGAUAGUAUCGCGUGGCAAGCUACGCCAGAAAUAAGUCAAACCACGCAAGAUACCAGUGAUUUUAUGUCAAUACCACAAAAAGUCUGUACGAAAGGGGAUCAACAAAAAAUGAAACCACCAUGGAAAUGACAUUGUAUUAACAAUUAUAUAGAUGAUUACGGUGUCGAUGAAGUGGAUUGCGUUACAUUUUCUAUACAGUGCGUCUAAUUAACAAUAAUUCGAAUUAUGUACAAUAAAUGUUUUUUAUUGGAAUGAAAUAUAUUUUAUAUGUACAAG
This is a messenger RNA of Ceratina calcarata, 3348 nucleotides long. RefSeq names its product centriole duplication and spindle assembly protein centrobin (gene Cnb). The transcript has 8 exons. Gene Ontology annotation, biological process: centriole replication; regulation of cilium assembly; centrosome separation. Lineage: Eukaryota; Metazoa; Arthropoda; Insecta; Hymenoptera; Apidae. Gene Ontology annotation, cellular component: centriole; centrosome. The coding region runs from base 1 to 3201 and encodes 1066 amino acids. The record is from RefSeq and is a predicted model, not a curated record.